Molecule: messenger RNA, 3407 nt
Organism: Myotis lucifugus (little brown bat)
Lineage: Eukaryota; Metazoa; Chordata; Mammalia; Chiroptera; Vespertilionidae
Gene: GLE1
Product: GLE1, RNA export mediator
Exons: 16
Coding region: 87-2111 (674 amino acids)
Biological process (GO): regulation of translational termination; poly(A)+ mRNA export from nucleus; regulation of translational initiation
Cellular component (GO): nuclear pore; nuclear pore cytoplasmic filaments; cytoplasm
Molecular function (GO): phospholipid binding; translation initiation factor binding; inositol hexakisphosphate binding
Source: RefSeq, a predicted model, not a curated record
AAGCGAGCGCUCGUUUACGGGGCGGCUGAUUCGUGGGCUUGUUUUUCCACCAGCGGCAUCUCUGAAGAGCGGCUGCAGCACGGGCCAUGCCGUCCGAGAGUCGCUGCUGGGAGACCCUGCAGGCGCUGCGCAGCUCCGACAAAGGUCGCCUCUGCUACCACCGCGACUGGCUCCUGCGGGGCGAGGAUGUUUUAGAAGAAUGUGUAUCCACUCCCCAGCUAUCUUCUUAUGCUGGAUGGGUGGUAGAUCAUGUCCUACCCCACACACAAGAGAACCUGUCUCCCUCUGAGACGUCAACAUCCUCUAGAUCCACUUCAGGCCUGGACCAACCUUCAUUUGUUCCCAAGUCUCCCAUCAGAAGCCUUGCCUUCUCACCAGCAUCCCCAGGAACACCAGCAACACCAGGUGGGACCAAGGGCAAACAUGAGUCCCAGCACACAGAGCCCAUGUUACUGCAGUCCUCCAGGGGCAUCAAGGUGGAAGGCUGCAUCCGAAUGUAUGAGCUGGUGCACAGAAUGAGAGGAACAGAGGGCCUGAGGCUGUGGCAGGAGGAGCAGGAGAGGAAGGUGCGAGCGCUCUCUGAGAUGGCAUCUGAACAGCUGAAGCGUUUUGAUGAACGGAAGGAACUGAAGCAUCAUAAAGAAUUCCAGGACUUGAGGGAAAUGAUGGAGAAGAGCUCCAGAGAAGCCCUGGGGCAGCAAGAGAAGCUGAAAGCUGAGCAUCGCCACAGAGCCAAGAUUGUCAACCUGAAGCUGUGGGAGGCAGAGCAGCAGCGCCUGAAGCAGGUGGAGCAGGAGCGGCUGCGGAGGGAGGAAGGCCAGGUCCGCCUGCGGAGCCUCUAUGCCCUGCAGGAGGAGCUGCUGCACCUCAACCAGCAGCUGGACUCCGUGGGCCAGCACAGAGACCUGAAGGUGGACCUGCUGGCCUUGCGGAGCCGAGGCAACCAGCUGUGCGGCCUCAUCUCGGGGAUCAUUCGGACCACUUCAGAGAACGGCUUUCCCACGGCAGAGGACCAAGCCGUGGCCGAGAGCGCGCUGCAGGAAAUGCGGGACCUCCUGACGGACGCCAGGGCGUGUGAAGACAAGAGGAGGCAGGAAGAAGAGGAGGCCCAGGUGAAGCGGCAAGAGGCACAGAUGCAGCAGAGGCCAGAGGUCCGCAAAGAGUGCCCCGCUCCCAGCCAGGGCCCGGGAGGGAAACGGAGCGAAGACCUCCAGGUGAAGGUACAAGACAGUACAAUGCAGUGGUACCAGCAGCUGCAGGAGGCCUCCCGUCAGUGUGUGCUGGCCUUUGAGGGACUGACCAGCAGCAAAGACAGUCAGGUCAAAAAGAUCAAGAUGGACCUCCAGAAGGCCGCCACUAUCCCCGUGAGCCAGAUCUCCACCAUCGCAGGCUCCAAGCUGAAGGAGAUCUUUGACAAGAUCCACAACCUGCUCUCUGGAAAACCUGUUCAGUCUGGUGGGCGCUCUGUGUCCGUCACCCUGAACCCCCAGGGCCUGGACUUUGUCCAGUACAAACUGGCAGAGAAGUUUGUGAAACAAGGAGAGGAGGAGGUGGCCUCUCACCAUGAAGCUGCGUUCCCCAUCGCCGUCGUGGCGUCCGGGAUCUGGGAGCUGCACCCGCGGGUGGGGGACCUCAUCCUGGCUCAUCUGCACAAGAAUUGUCCGUACUCUGUCCCUUUCUACCCGGCUUUCAGGGAGGGAAUGGCUUUGGAAGACUAUCAAAGAAUGCUUGGCUACCAAGUGAAGGAUUCCAAGGUGGAGCAGCAGGACAACUUUCUGAAACGGAUGUCCGGGAUGAUGCGUCUCUAUGCUGCCAUCAUCCAGCUCCGGUGGCCGUAUGGAACUCGACAGGAGGUUCACCCUCAUGGCUUAAACCAUGGCUGGCGCUGGUUGGCACAGAUACUGAACAUGGAGCCCCUGUCGGACGUGACAGCCACCCUCCUCUUUGACUUCUUGGAGGUGUGUGGGAAUGCCCUCAUGAAGCAGUAUCAGGCCCAGUUCUGGAAGAUGAUGCUUCUCAUCAAAGAGGACUACUUCCCCAGGAUUGAAGCCAUUACAAGCUCAGGACAGAUGGGUUCCUUCAUACGCCUCAAGCAGUUCUUGGAGGCUUGACCUCAUUUCUCAGGCAGAGUGCCCAUGUUGUUGGCAUAUCAUUGUCCUACAUCAUUUUAAAGCAAAUGUGAUGAUGAACUGAAAAUUCAAAACCCUACACAUCCCUGAAAUAGAGGAAUGGAAUUCUGGGGAUUUUCACCCAGGCACUGAGAGCUUCCCCCCACUUCUCAAGCUUCCUCUGAAGAUAGCAGUGACAUAAUGAAGUUUGGAUGUCUUCUAUCUCAGUGCUGGGACACCCCAAAGAGCCCCAGAGCUUCACACGGGUGCCUUAUCGGGCCUGCAAAUUCAUCCCCUUUUGUCUGUUCCACCUAAUGAACUUCUGAUACUGAUUUCCUGUAGUCUUCAGGCCGUUGCUGAAUUUAUAAAAACACCAAUUUUAAAGGAAUUUAUCCUCUAGGUUACAGCCAGGCUUCCUUUCUAAAAAAAAACAAUUACUUUAUACAGAUGACGUAUUCAAGAAGCAUUUUUUUCUUAGCUCCUUCAGGACAAUUACACUAAAUGUACUAUGCGAUCCUGGACCAGAAAAAAAUAUCUUCUUGUGUGUUUGUCCUAUAAAGGACAUUGGGACAAUGGCAAAACUUGAAUAAGGUCUAUAUGUUAGGUAAUAAUAUUAUGUCAACAUGAACUUCCUGACUUCUAUUAUCGUACUCUGCUUAUAAAAAUGAAUGUUUUUGUUCUUCAGAAAUAAACAUGAAGUACUUGAGGUAAGUGGGCAUGAUAUCUGCAACUUAUUCUCAAAUCAUUUGGGGCAGGAGGUGAAUAAAUGCCUAGGCACAUUGUGUGUGUGUGUGUGUGUGUGUGUGUGUGUGCACGCGCGCGCGUGUGUGGACACGUAUGUAAUGCAUAGAAUAAUAAAGUACAUGUGGUCAAAUGUUAACAAAUUGGGGAAUCUGGGUGUAGGGUAUGAGAUUUCAUGUUAUUAUUUCUGUAACUUUUCUGUAAAUGUGAAAUUACUUCAAAGUUUAAAGAGAAUCUUCCCCCACCCCGCCAAAACAAAUGAAAACCCGGCUGACAGUCUAAUGAGGUGACAAAGUCCAGCUCUGGGAUCCACAGUGAAGGUUACCUUGAAGCUAUCAUCACCCCGUGGAGCGUGGAGCGUUGACUGCAAACAGGUUUUACAAGGUGCUUCCUAUGUAAAGUGAAAUAGGUGACUUGGAGAAUGGAAUGUUAAGUCAAUGGAGACUGAUUUCUGGACUUUCAGGGCUCAAUGGUUUGAGCUAAAAGUGAUGGGAGCUCAGAAGACAGAUCCGUUUCACUUAGGGCAGCUUUUCCCAGAGAAUUUUUCUGCAGGAUCCU